AUGGCCGAGACGACCAAACAGAAAUCGACCGUGUUUGUCGGUGGUCUCGACUUGCAAGUCACCGCCCAGACUCUGCACGAUGCCUUCAUUCCAUUUGGAGAAAUCGUGGAUGUAGCACUUCCAAAGCCUGAACUACCAUCGAACAGAGAUCCGCACAGAGGCUUUGGCUAUGUCGAAUUCUCACUCGCUGAGGAUGCGCUCGAAGCCAUCGACAACAUGGACCAGUCAGAGCUUUAUGGACGAGUGAUCAAGGUCAACCAGGCCAAGCCGCAGAAAAACGCAGGCGAAGGUCUAGGUAGCAGGACAGCCAUCUGGGAGCAAGAAGGCUAUGCCAGCAAGUACAACGUCAACGAAGAACAAGUAGAUUCGGAAGCGAAUGGUAGAGCAGACGAUCCUAUGCAAGGUCUCGAGGGCUUGGACGAAGCUGGACCACAAAUGCAAUGA
Ramularia collo-cygni is the source of this 444-nucleotide messenger RNA. RefSeq names its product probable peptidyl prolyl cis-trans isomerase Cyclophilin, putative. The record is from RefSeq and is a predicted model, not a curated record. Lineage: Eukaryota; Fungi; Ascomycota; Dothideomycetes; Mycosphaerellales; Mycosphaerellaceae. The transcript has 4 exons. Bases 1 to 444 code for a protein of 147 amino acids. Gene Ontology annotation, molecular function: RNA binding.